AACAAGCACACAGGGAAACUCCCAAAUAAAUAACACCCUUUUGGAUACUGAGCAGUCCCCCUCCCUUGUGUUUCUCCUUUCAUAGAGAUUAGAGAGAGGUGUAUCAAGCAAGAUCUUUAGGCCUCUCUUCCUUCCUCACAAUCUUUGGUUUAUAAUGAAAUGAACCAAGAUCUAAACCUCUUCUUCUCCGAAGAAGAUGGCUAAGUCAAAUGCUCAACUACAACAACAAAACCCUACUUUCCUUCUUGAUGCUCUCUACUGUUCAGAAGAGAAUUGGGAGGAAGAAGUCAGUAAUGACUACUUCCAAGAAGAACUAGAAGAAAACUAUUAUUUUAGUAACAGCAAGCCUAUUCAAUUACCAAUCUUGCUAGAACAAGACUUGUUUUGGGAAAAUGAUGAAGCUUCCACAUUAUUAUCCAAGGAAGUACCAAACCAUCUGUGUAAAAACCUGGAAACUAACCCACCUCGGGCAAAGGCUCGCCGUGAGGCUGUUGAGUGGAUGCUCAAGGUCAAUGCCCACUUCUCUUUCACUGCUCUCACUGCAGUUCUUGCUGUCAACUAUCUUGACAGGUUCCUGUUCAGUUUCCACUUCCAAAGAGAUAAGCCGUGGAUGACACAACUGGUUGCUGUGGCUUGUCUUUCUCUUGCCGCCAAGGUGGAGGAGACACAAGUGCCACUCUUAUUGGACCUACAAGUGGAGGGAAGUAAAUAUGUAUUUGAGGCCAAAACUAUCCAGAGAAUGGAGAUUUUGGUUCUCUCCACGCUUAAAUGGAAGAUGAAUCCGGUGACGCCACUUUCUUUUCUCGAUUACUUUACAAGGAGAUUUGGGCUAAAAGACUAUAUCUUUGGGGAAUUUCUCAAGAGAUGUGAGCGUACCAUUCUCUGUGUCAUUUCAGAUUCUAGGUUUAUGCAUUAUCUACCGUCUGUAAUGGCCACUGCUACAAUGCUUCAUGUUGUCGAAAGCAUAGAACCCUGUCUUGGAGUAGAAUAUGAAAAACAGCUAUUGGACAUUCUAGCAAUCGACAAGGACAAGGUAGAGAAGCUGAAAAUGGAAUUGGCAAUAGAAGGGUAUGGCAACAAAUCCAAUAAACGCAAGUUUGGUUCCAUUCCAGGCAGUCCAAACGGCGUAAUGGAAGUGUCGUUUAGCUCUGAUAGUUCCAACGAUUCGUGGGCAGUGGCAUUGUCAGUGUCUUCUUCGCCUGAACCACUAUCCAAGAAGAGCAGGGCUGAGGAUCAGCUCUUCCAGAGGCUAAACCAUGCUACUCCGGAUUUUGUUACCAUUCCUCGCUAGCUAGCUCCUUCAUUAGUUAUCUAUCCUUUCUUAUGAACUUUAUAAGUCUCUGUAAUAAUAUAUACUGUUCUUUUUUAUUAUCUGCAAGUUAAAGUGCUUACCAUCUCUGCAUUUCCUAACCUUAGCCGAAUUCCGGUGCUUUGCAUUUCUUUUUGGGCGAUGGAUACGGAAAUUUGAAUUAGAGAUGGUUAGCAUUUUAUCCAGACGGAAGUUCAAAGAACAUGGACAUAGCAAUGAAGAGUCCUUCCAUUUAU
Molecule: messenger RNA, 1545 nt
Organism: Pistacia vera
Lineage: Eukaryota; Viridiplantae; Streptophyta; Magnoliopsida; Sapindales; Anacardiaceae
Product: cyclin-D3-1-like
Exons: 4
Coding region: 197-1291 (364 amino acids)
Biological process (GO): mitotic cell cycle phase transition; regulation of cyclin-dependent protein serine/threonine kinase activity
Cellular component (GO): cytoplasm; nucleus; cyclin-dependent protein kinase holoenzyme complex
Molecular function (GO): cyclin-dependent protein serine/threonine kinase regulator activity
Source: RefSeq, a predicted model, not a curated record